This is a messenger RNA of Dermacentor silvarum, 1398 nucleotides long. RefSeq lists its product as uncharacterized. The record is from RefSeq and is a predicted model, not a curated record. Lineage: Eukaryota; Metazoa; Arthropoda; Arachnida; Ixodida; Ixodidae. The transcript has 8 exons. The coding region runs from base 1 to 1326 and encodes 441 amino acids.
AUGAGCGGCGAAUCGCUCAUCUGCACUGUGAGCGUGGCACGACAGGACAGGAUCUGGAUUCCACGGGACGGUCUCUGCAACUUCUUGUUCUACGACUCGCUCUACCGCCCCCAAGGCGACACUCUGAUGAAGUCGCCCGGCCCCCAGCUACUCAAGUUUUUGAAUGCCGCCACCAUUUCCAGAGAAACGGACCACGGCUGCUCCGUGGACAUUGACAACGUUCGAGCCUUCAGCGAUCACCUUCUCGAGAAGACGGGGAAGAAGAGAAUUAAGGAAAUGGCGAAACAGAAGGUCAUCGACUACGGCUUCCUAACGUUGGAUCAUUCCAGGUCGUCCGUACCAAGCAUCGAAGAAGCUCUGAGUGCCCUCAAGGAUGUGACGGAAAUAAUCAAGAAGGUGACUGGCAAGACAGGCGUCACGGUUCUGGGCAUCUACAGCAAGCUGAAGACCAGUUGCCAGACAAUUUCCGAUAUAAUCGGGCAAGAGUUCAAACCGUCGGCAAUAGUAAUCUUGGGCCACAUCUCCUACCCCGAUCGGCACGCGCACGGGUGCCACAUCCUGCCGCCAAAUCUGUAUGGCGUUCCGCGAGAUAUGCUGCAAAAGAUAGGCUACGGCCACUUAUUCGGUUCUGACCGCCGCACCGAGUUGUACCUCUCAAUCCUGUCAAUAAACACCUUGACAUUUGGUGGAAGCUCGGUGAUGUCUCAAGAGAUUUCCAGGUUGUUUUUUGAGUGGAAGGACAGCAAGAACACAGAUAUUGGCCUCGCCUCGCAGGAAGACGGUGUGGCCCUGGGCCGGUGCGUCGAGCAGAAAAUUGAGUUCACGGCUAAAAUACCCGUGAAGGUCUCGCUGACUCUCAAGGGGCGCCGCUACAAAGCUAAGCCGGAAGGAGACCCAUCAUAUGUCGGCAUCCGAAACUUCGAUCUGCUCCGCAAAUGCGGUCGGGCUAAGCGAGAUCCGAAAUACGAGCAAGACGCUCCAGCAGUCAGGGUUUGCGGACGAUCCGAGGAGUAUAAGCAACACAUAAACUUCAGUGAGCAAUACCAGAGCGUCGUCACGUACGACAAGCACAAGGGAUACACGAUCACCUUCGACAAUGACGACUCCCUUCGUAAAAAAGUCUGCGACGCCCGAGCGUCGCACGGUUCGUUCUCUCUCGCCGCGUACGACGUCAACUACGACCAAGGCAAAAACUCUUGUCCUAAGUGGGGCGCCAAAGGCCACUACUCUCGGCUCAAUCUCGUCCGCCAGCUGAACUCUUUCAUGCGAGGCGAGAACACCAGUAAAGGCACCCAAUGUGACAGCGACAAUGACAUCACGCGGUGACCUGGAAGCGAACUUAGUGUGUCAGCUACUUGUAGUCAACUUACGGGUUGCGUUACUACUCGCAGAAGACUC